UUUACAAUCCGCCAUGACUGAACACAUUGAAGAACAAGGAAGCGGCUACGUGAGGGCUAACCAUGGCUGACAGUCCGGCAAAGCCCCUUCAGAAUGCCAUGAAAAUGGCCAAAGCAGCAAUACAGCUGGACGGAGGGAACAAACACAAGGAAGCUUACUGUGAAUACCUCCGGACGAUCAACUACAUAUCACAUGCACUUUUGGAGGAAACUGGUUCCCAAACUUCAGAGGUGGAGCGGAUGUUGAGGCUGGCUGAGCAGUGUCUGGAGAGAGCCAAGUCAUUUAUAGGGAAGAGCACUGAACCCCCUGACCUCUCUGCCUCUGUCUCUGCUUCCUGUUCACCUGAACAGUCAGAACCCCAUCAGACUGCUGUCCUCCCAGCUGCCAAUGCAGAAAACACUGGGCGUAAAGCAACCAGCCCAACAAAGACCGGUCACCGCAGGGUGUUGUCAGACGGUGGUGGUGAGCUCUCCCCUUUUCUGCCUCCUGAAAUCUUCCAGAGACUACAAACAGUGGUGUCACAGGACAUGAGCAAAAAAGAGCUGACACCCAUUGAAGAAGCAUCCCGUUUGAACCAGAAGUUGAAAGCCAAUUAUGAAGCUCGUCUGGCCAGGCUGACACCUGGUCAGGCCUACCAGAAGACAUCUUUGACGCUCUCUCUCCAGCGGCAGAUGAUGGAGAACCUCAUUAUAGCCAAGGCCAGACAAGAUGCUCUCCAGCGGAAGAUGGAGGAGAGAAGGCUAAGGCUACAGGAAGAGGCCAACAGAAGAUUUGCAGCAUCUGGCGAAAUGACUGCAGAGGAGCAAGAGCAGCGUAUUCUCUACACCAAUGUCCUGGAAUAUGAACAAGACCAUGGUUGGCCCAAACAGUGGAAAGCCAACAUAAGGAAGAAUCCUGAUGAUGCCACAUUAGUUUCAGGUCUAGUCUCCUACCUGCUCAGUCGGUCUGACCACCCGGUGGUGAAGAUGCUGAGAAAACACCAGUACCGGAUUUACAACAGGCUCUACCCCAUUGUCUGUAAAGGCCUCCCCCGGAGUCCCUCCCUGCUGCUGAGGCCUUCUCGCAGCACUCACAACCUGCUUCAUCCAGAGACCCAGAGGAAACCAACCAGGACUGUGAGUAGUAGCAUUGGCGGCAACAGCUACAGCACCGGCUCUUCCCCCUCACUCUCUCGCGAACUCCACACCAACUAUGACGAUGAGGAUGGGGAGGAGCCUAACGCACUGACGGUGGAUCGGGAGAACUCAUUUGAAGAUCUGGAGCAGUUCCUGACCCAGCUGGACUGGGCCCCGCCUCACGGCAGCACAGAUGACACCUGCUCAGAUUUAGAGCUGACCUUUGAUUCCUCGAUGCAGCUGGAGCAGGACGAGGGACACCAGGAGCUGGAGAUGAGAGCGCUGAGAGAGCACCUGAAGGCCAUUGUCAAAGACAUUCACAUUGCUAUCGAUCAACUUCUGUCACUGUGUUUGCUAUCGUUUGAGUGUUUAAACACAGCCAGCUCAAAAGACCUGUGCCUCGCCUGCAUAGAGGAAGCCUUCUUCACGCCCCUGUGGAGUGCCCUUGUGGCUCUUUUCAGAAAAGUCCACAGGGAAAGGGAGCAGGCCUUUGAGACAAGUAUGACGCUGUACCGGGAUGCUUCACCUGGAGAUGUUGGUGUUCCCUUGAAACUGUUCCCCCAAGACCCUGGCGCAUUGCAAGGUUCCUUCCCCUAUGAAUCUGCUGUUCAGGAGCUUAAGCUUCUCAUUACAGACUGCUGUCCACAGAGGAAGUUGGAAUGUAUUGUUAGGACAUUACGGCUGAUCUGUGUCUGCGCUGAGGAUUACAGGUGUCUUCAUGAGACGGACUCUACACCCAAAACAGCCGCCAUCGGUGCAGAUGACCUGUUGCCGAUCCUCUCUUUUGUGGCUUUGCGGUGCCAGUGUCCCCAGCUGGUGUCUGAAUGCGCUGCUUUGGAGGAAUUCAUUCAUGAAGGCUAUUUGAUAGGAGAGGAAGGCUACUGUCUGACCUCCAUGCAGAGUGCAUUGGCCUAUGUUGAGUCGUUGCACACAGGAGGAGCUCACCUUUCUGCAGGCAAGCUCAUUUAAUAAAGGCUCCUGCAGUCACAAGACCUUCAUCCCACCUUCCCUGCAGCGCUACAGUCAACAGCUGAACCUGCCGCUCCCUGCUAGUUGUGCAGACGCAUGCUAUCUUGUACACAUGCAGACAUAUUGUACAUUUAACAGAAGGACUUCUUUUUGCUCGGUUU
Messenger RNA from Micropterus salmoides (largemouth bass), 2245 nucleotides. It is a transcript of the gene vps9d1, whose product is annotated as VPS9 domain containing 1. Gene Ontology annotation, biological process: vesicle-mediated transport. Gene Ontology annotation, cellular component: endocytic vesicle; cytosol. Gene Ontology annotation, molecular function: guanyl-nucleotide exchange factor activity; small GTPase binding. NCBI's taxonomy places the organism in Eukaryota, Metazoa, Chordata, Actinopteri, Centrarchiformes, Centrarchidae. The coding region runs from base 63 to 2084 and encodes 673 amino acids. The transcript is spliced from 17 exons. The record is from RefSeq and is a predicted model, not a curated record.